Linum trigynum is the source of this 561-nucleotide messenger RNA. The record is from the annotation of a GenBank genome assembly. NCBI's taxonomy places the organism in Eukaryota, Viridiplantae, Streptophyta, Magnoliopsida, Malpighiales, Linaceae.
AUGUGGCUGGAGGACUCUCGAUUCUAUCUCGAGCUCGACAAAUGGAUGAAUGAGGGUGUCAGUGGAUCGGGAUGUGUUUUCCUCCUCGCUAGGAGACUUUUGCUUGUGAAGUCUAGAGUGAAGGUUUGGAACAAGGAAGUGUUCGGAAACAUUGACACUAAGGUUGAUGAGUUAUCUUGCAAAAUUAUGGAACUGGAUGUGGUUGAAGAACAGCGCCCUCUUCUUGAAGAGGAAAUGUGCAGAAGAGCUAAUAUGGCCUUGGAACUUAGUAGGGCCUUGUAUUUGAAGGAGAUAUGUUGGAGGCAAAAAUCGAGAGAAGGGUGGAUCAAAUUGGGGGAAAGAAACACAGGGUAUUUUCACAAAGCUGCGAAUUACAGAAGGAAGUUAAAUUUCAUAAACAGAAUUAGGAUCAAUGGACAAAUGAUUGAAGACAAGGAGGAUUUGGGAAUGGUAUUGUUAAUUAUUACAAGGGUCUGUUCUGUGAUUCUAACGAUCAUCGCCCAGUUCCUUCUCGAUUGGCAAAUGUCGUUCUUGGGGAGAGCGACUGUGGGACGCUGGUGA